AAUCCGGCCAUGAACAGCCGUGAGUAGUAGUUACAUAGUAGUAGUACUCGUACCUGGUACGUACCAUAAGGACCGUGGUUUUGUCCGAGUACUGAACGUUUCGGCAGUCCAACACUCGAACUAACCCUUACCGGGGUAGUAUGUGUAUAUAUGGUACAUAUCUUGUUGGAGGAGAAAACAUACCUUGAAAUUAUUUCUCUACCGCACGGUACCAAGUACAGUACGUACUGUACGAAGUAUGACACUGCUACCACGCUAUGGUACCACCAUCGCAGUUCUCUUUUAUUUCCUUUUGUUCAAUAAUGACCGGGAUAGGUUGCACUGCUGCAUGAACGGUUUCCGGAAUAGAUUGCUGCGGCCAACCCCAUAACUAGCAACUWAACUCGAUUUUAUCAUGUGGUCCAACCUAGCAAAGGAACUGGGUGCGCCCGACAUCAACGCGACUCUUGAGAAGAUCGGAAACGCCGUUGCUCCUCGGGAGGACGACGAUGACGAGUAUUACGAYGACGACGGUUACGACGAYGACGAAUAUUAUGACGAUGACGAGGAUUAUGACGAYGAGCAGGAUUAUGACGACGGCAACGAAGUCGAUGUUGGAAAAAUGAUGAAAUCAGUAGCRAAUGCGAGYCCAUUCCGUUUAGCAGGGAUGCUGGCUAAGUCUUUGGAUGCCCGUCCUGUCGAGACUGGGAAUGAAGGUGACAGUAAGAAGAACUACGAAUUAGAAGGCGUCAACAGACAGAACGAAUAUAACACACAGGAAACGAGCCAAAAUUUUGAWCGGGCGCUCUUUCCUCAAGCAUCUCUUCCUAAAUUAGACGAAGCUGUUCGUCCCGGAGACAAAACCGAUGCGGGAAAUUAUUCUUUGACCGAAGGAAGAGAAAAGAUCUUUAAACAAGUUGAUCCAAUCGACCAAUUGCCGAAUCAAAGUCUGGGUGUCGGCGAAGCCCACACUAUUGGAAAAUCAGAUUUCGUAGAAACAGCCCCGCUGGAAAAUUCGAAUCWACCCAAAGAYAAAGCAAGUCCGAGUCGAUUGGAAUGYGAUGAACCAACCCCACACCSAUCGAACGUCGCCGCACAGAUUGCCGUCAAUAUUCCGGAACAGAUCGCCGCACAAUCACAGAAAGCAAGAAGGGACAAAAACGAGCCAUUUUUUCUUUCAGAAAAGACAGCAACGGAAACGAAGCUUUUGUCUACGAAGAAGUCCAAUGUGGUCGAUACAAAAACAAUCGGAGACGCAGCAAAAGCGAAUUCUUCUGUAAUGGAAAAAACUCCUACUUUUACCAAUCCAAAAGAAAAACAACACAAGCAAAAGAAAAAUUUUGAACACCCGAUUGCUCCGAUAAACGGGUUAAAYGGGCAAGAGGAAAGCCAUUUACGCAAAACCAAAGAAGCCACUAUACAGUCUGUUCAAAAAGCAACUCCGAAACAGAGGGACACAAGAAAAGUUAGGARAGAAAGACUUCAACCAAAGGAGAAUAAUAAUAGCAUCGAAAUGGAAGCAAAGGCAUUAGAAUCCGUGGUCUCUAUSGACGACGACMACAAAAACAUAAUAAAGAAUGACGUCGCCAAURGUACUGGGUUCAUUAAGAAUGAAACGACUAUCAAACCCACAAACGUCAUYGAAGAGGUCGUCCCUUCAACUUCGUCGCAAGAUCACAAAAUCUCAUGUGAUGGUGUGGAAAGGUURGAGGCCAAAGUAAMGACAUCAAAGUCGAGCAARGAUAUUGAAUACGUCUUGCCUUCGACUUCCCCGCAAAAUCAUAGCAUCUCACGUGCUGUUGUACAAGAUGCAAGUGGGUUACAAACCAAUAAAGGAGGUCCAAAAAGGUCAUCACAGCGAGAAGACAUUUAUCCAAAUGAAGAUUACAAGCAAAAAUUAUCCAAAGCCGAACUCGACCAAAAGGAAUUGCAAAUACAGCUAGAAAAUGCAAGGAAAGAAAUCAAAACCCUCCAAUACCAAGCUACGGUGGACAAAGAGAAAGCCGAGUCCGAAAAAGAAGACCUUCUUCUACAGUUUCAGAAAAAAGAGACACGGUUGCUUCAAGCCACUUCUGAAGACAAUCACAAUCAAACGCUGUUAUUACGACAAGAAURCGCUGCCAAGACUCAACACCUAGAGCAGUUGCUAGCAAAAGAACAGAGAGAGUCACAAGACGAAAAGGAAGAAUACAAAAGGCUGUUACAAGAAAGCUACGCGAAUUUCGACCGAGUUGAAAAUCAGUUGAAAGCUAACGCWAAAAAAUACGAGAUCGAUAUAGCGCAAGCAAAAAAACAAGAAGAACGUGCUCUGCGAAAAGUUGAUGAUCGGAUGGCUCAAACYAUGGCGGUCUUGGACGAACGAGACGAAGAAAUUUCUCGCUUGAAAAAAGCUCUGAAAGACAUGGAAUCUAAAGUUAGCGAACACAAAGAGGGCGAAGAAGAAGCCGAGGACGAGCUUGAAGAAUUACACCACGAAAACGAUGCAUUGCAGAAGACAGUCGAAACCCUUGAACUCGAGASGGACAGGUUACGUGAACAAGUAGCAWCCUUGAGGACUGGGUCUGAGGAGCUCUCGGGACUUCAGAUGGAACUCACCAUGUUGAAAGAAGAACGCGCUCGGGAGCGGUCGAAAAGCCAGGCAGCUGCUGAUUCUGCAUUGGAAUUUCGUACGCAAAUAGAUUCGGAGCGGCUGAAUGCUUUGUCAGAGUUGAAAGAUUCAAAGCAAAAGUUGGCCGCCGCUCUUGGCGAUCUUGAAAUUGCACGCUCUGACAAUGCUCGCAUGAUGAUGGCAAAUGACAAUCUACAAUCUGCMUUGGAGGCAUUCCAAGAUGAACGACAAGCAGAAAUGGAAAUGAUUGAAGAGCAGCAGCGAGAAUCUGAGGAGGCUAUCAAGUCAGCACAUGCAACUUCCACCAAUGCACUAAAACAAAUUCAUCAGACGGAAAUGGACGCAAUUCAAAGGGCGUCAGAUGAUGCGGUGAGGAACGUAAUGAAUGAAAUGGAAUUAGUUGAAGGUACAAUAGAGACUUUAAAAUCCGAGAACAAUCAAAUGCGACGUUCACUUGAUGAAGCUAUCAAACGACUCCAAACCACGCAAGAAGACGUUAUCGAUAGGAACGUCAUGAAAAAUAUUCUUGUUGACUGGUGCACUCUGAACGACAAGAGUAAGCGGAACCAGGUUCUGGAAGUCAUGGCGAAUUUACUGCAUUUUUCUGAAGAAGAAAAGGAGAAGGUCCAUAUAACUUCAAACAAUCUUGAUACAAUUAGAGCAAAGGUUGUUGGCGCAUUAGCCGUUCCGUUACCUCCACCGAAAGCGGACGUAGAGCACCUUGAGGGCAGCAAUGUCCAGGAAAAAUGGAUCAAUUUCCUCAUGGCAGAAACGGAUUCCUAAAGAAGUAAAGAACUAGAAUGAUG
Molecule: messenger RNA, 3393 nt
Organism: Pseudo-nitzschia multistriata
Lineage: Eukaryota; Bacillariophyta; Bacillariophyceae; Bacillariales; Bacillariaceae
Source: the annotation of a GenBank genome assembly